Messenger RNA from Guyanagaster necrorhizus, 659 nucleotides. RefSeq lists its product as uncharacterized. Lineage: Eukaryota; Fungi; Basidiomycota; Agaricomycetes; Agaricales; Physalacriaceae. Gene Ontology annotation, molecular function: structural constituent of ribosome. Gene Ontology annotation, cellular component: cytosolic small ribosomal subunit; ribosome. Bases 1 to 513 code for a protein of 170 amino acids. The record is from RefSeq and is a predicted model, not a curated record. The transcript is spliced from 5 exons. Gene Ontology annotation, biological process: translation.
AUGGCUGAACAGAUAGAAAAAGCUUUCCAAAAGCAAGCCAUUUUCCAGAACGCCAAGUCGCGUGCUGGUAAAAAGGUCUCGUCGAAGGACAAGCGUUGGUACAAGGAUGUUGGUCUGGGAUUCAAGACUCCCUCAGAAGCUAUCAAUGGGACAUAUAUCGGUGCGGCAGUUGUUUACGACUUCACAGAGAGUGCUCAUCUUGGGGCAGACAAGAAGUGCCCCUUCACCGGUGAAGUGUCAAUCCGCGGCCGUAUUCUAACCGGCAAGGUUGUUUCGACAAAAAUGACCCGUACCAUUAUCAUCCGACGGGACUACCUUCAUUACAUUCCCAAAUACAACCGGUACGAGAAGCGCCACAAAAAUUUGGCUGUCCAUCUUUCCCCUGCUUUCCGUGUCGAGGUUGGUGAUAUGGUCACAGUUGGACAAUGUCGGCCGCUGUCUAAGACUGUGAGGUUCAAUGUGUUGCGGGUAUCGAAGAACAAAGCGGCGGCCAAAGCAUUUGGCAAAUUCUAGGGGACGGGAUUAUUUUGUCAUGGCGACUUUUUUUACAAAGUAAAACCAUGCUUAUGUCCACCACUAUGAAUUGCGUAGCACUAAGUCCAGCGAAUGUGUCGCGGGGAUCAGACAUCUGCCAAAAAAAAAAAAGUUACAGUAUUCGC